AAAAAUUAUUCUGAAAUGGCGACGGUUUGAUCUGGAAGUAAUUACAGCAGCUUACAAUUUUUUCUCGGUUCUGUCGAUUCGUGGCUAAUUACGCGUUCCAAGAGGUACGAAUAUGGUUCGGAGUUGUAAUUGUGCGUACUGGCAAACGUCGCGUGUGCGAAAAGAAAACUUCGUCGUGCGAAACGAAUUUGCUAAAUUGCAACGCAAUGGGUGCUACGCGUUGGGUGAAAAAUGGGUUAUGCUGCCCCCGUGAGGAUUGUGGCCCUGAAAAACAGUAAUGCUCUCGGCAAUAAGAGCUCCUUUCACCGUUGAUGAAAAAAGCAAGAAAUUGGCAAGAGGAAGCUAUUCACUGCGGUUUUUGGGCGGAUGGCCAGUUGGCGACAGCCGCCUGAUAAAUUCUGUGAUGAUGUGAUUAAAAUUUUCUUCCUUUCUGUGAAGAUUGGUGAACUUUCCCUUUCGCUUGGAGGGCGUAUGCCGGUUGUUGAUCGAAAUCCGUCGGGUUCGCGAUGGGAGAAGACUUCAAUCGCGCACAAAGUCGAAAUUGGCUCGGUCGUUCGAUUGGCCCAUCGGUUCCGGCGUCGUCGGUCGUAAUGGUUUGCGACGUGAACUUGUUUUCAAACACUUCGGAAAACUGUCGUUCGCAGAAUUCCCGGAUGACAUUCGCCUCGUAUGCUGUCAUUUUCCGUCGGAAGACAAUGCGUCGUCGUGGCUUUCGUUUCGCCGUCGGUUAAUUAGCCGUACAGAAGCUUCUCCCGAAUCGUUUUGUUGUGUUAUGUUUUGCUGGUUUUCGCACUACAGUUAUUAAACUGAUCAUAUUCUGAUGAUAUUGUAUUCCGUUUUUUCAUCCCACCGCUUUUGCAGAACGAUAUCCGUGUAUGAUUGUGUGCUAAAUCAUUCCGACAAUUUUCAUUGAACUUUACGCAAAAAAAAGGUUGAACGAAACUUCCGGUAGUGAAGUUUUGUGCGCGCGUUUCAAUGGACCGUAACAUGUCCGGCGUCGGUCGCCUCACGAGACGAAGUCCGUCGCCGUCGCGUGGCGGACCCAAGUUGCGUAUGGACCGUAAACCCAAUCAUGUUCGGAUUAAUGAUCCUAGCCAUCCGGCUGGCAAACGCAAGGAAAUCGACAACGUUAUGCGAAAGGCCCGUGCCUUUCCCAAUGAAACUUGGGAUAAAAAAUUACUCGAGGUUGAGGAAAAAGAUCCGAACCGUUGGCGUCACACUGGAUUCAAAAAAAUGUAUAUCGAAGAUGAUCCCAGCAGCUCGGACAGUGAACGUGGAUCGACUCGUUUUGGGAACGGUCCACCGAUGGUACGUCGCAGUCGUAGUCGAUCACCGAGAACUCCGCCUCUUCGACACCGUCGCAGUCCAUCACCUCCGAUGCGAAAACGUCGUCCACUACCGGUUUCGCCUUCGCCACCACCGCCGAUGAUCCGACGGCGUCCUGUAUCACUGACGCCGCCACCACCAGAACCGGUCAUGAAAAGAAGACCCCGUUCACCACCGCCGCGCAUGAUGCGCCGCCAAUCGCCACUGGAGUUUCACCGAAAAUCACCGAUCUCAGUGCCUGAUUCACCUCGUCGUGGCCCCAUUCGUAGAAUGUCUCCGGGUCCUCCACCGAGACCGAGGACCAAGCGACCUCCGUCACCGCCACCUAAGAUGAGCCGAUCUCCGUCAAUGUCCAGCUGCUCAGAUGAGUCUUGUUCUGCAUGUUCCGCUGAUGAAAGACAUCGUCGUACAGUUCGCCGAUCUCGUUCGAUAUCCGGUCCGCGUUCGCGUCUCCGCGGUGCCACGCCGCCAAUGGCACAUGUCCCGAAAAGUCGUCGCGAAGUUCCGGGACUUCGUCCGAUGAGUCCGCCGCCGAUGGAUCCGCGUCGCAAGGAACCAAUACCGAAGGUUCAUCGCAUCGAUAAGGAUCCACGCGAUCGUCCAUCGAGGCCCAUUCCUCCGCCACCGCCGGUCGAGCGGUACCGACAUCCACAAACGCCUGAAUCAGAGAAGGAUCCUUCGCCGAAGCCGGUGCGAGUCGCCAAGCACAAACCCAUUCAGGAGGAGCCACGUCCGGCCAAGGUUCGCCAUCCGAAACCGUCAUCAGCGGAGGUGGCUUCGGCUAGUUCCAGCAGAAAGCACAAAGUUAAACAUGUCGAAAAGUUGCGCACACGUGUCAAAAUCGAAGGAGAACCGAAGCAGCGUCGUCCGCGUUCUCCGUCGUCCGGGUCCGAAGAUUCAUCCAGCAGCGAAAGUUCGCUGCCUAGAUUUACCGCCACUACCCGGCUUUCGCUGUCGGAACGCUUCGGUAAGAUGGCACAGUGGAGUGUCGACCGUAGCAACAUGGAAAAUAUGCGAAUCACGAAGAACAGUUCCGGUGGCGAUUUGAAGGUAAUGAUCGAAGAAGAAACGGAAGCACCGCCACCGGUUCGGUACACUUACUCGCCCGCUCCUGCUGGACACUUCCCGGAAGAACUGAUGACCACCGGACCGAGUGGACUUUCCUCCUGGGAUGACGUUCGCGUGCGGUACGAGUACUACAAGGGUCGUGGCUAUCUCAGAGACUUGGAUCUGCAGGACUACAUCAAAUGGGAAGAAUGGUGGUACAAGUAUCAAGAGUGGUUGAAACAGGAACGCUACUACGAACUGUGGGAACGGUCACAGAUGAAUCGUCGCCGCAAAAAAGUGCCCAUUUCGCAACGGCUUAAUUGAAGCUGUAAGUCUCGCCAAAAUAUGACCGAUACUCUAUUGCUUGAACUAAACGUAAGAACCAAGUCAGCUCACGGAAAGCAUCUGUCGAGGGCAAACUUCCAUGUUUUAACAAGAAAAGAAACUCACAUUUUAUUUGUGUAAUGUUUUCAACGUGCAUUAUGAAGGCAAUAGCAGUAAUAACAGAAAUAGGACAGUCAGCAGUCCUUUACAAAAAAACAACAAAAUUUAAAAUAGAAACAUAAACCGACCUGUUCUGGUAGCCUUUAGUAUUAAUACAAUUAAAUGUAUUUUAACUAUCUUCUAGAGCUCCAUAUAACUGUAACGAACAGCAAAUAAACAUGAUCUAAUCACUAA
Malaya genurostris is the source of this 3051-nucleotide messenger RNA. RefSeq names its product serine/arginine repetitive matrix protein 1-like. Lineage: Eukaryota; Metazoa; Arthropoda; Insecta; Diptera; Culicidae. The transcript has 7 exons. The record is from RefSeq and is a predicted model, not a curated record. The coding region runs from base 976 to 2697 and encodes 573 amino acids.